Corticium candelabrum is the source of this 1487-nucleotide messenger RNA. Its product is annotated as gamma-butyrobetaine dioxygenase-like. Lineage: Eukaryota; Metazoa; Porifera; Homoscleromorpha; Homosclerophorida; Plakinidae. Gene Ontology annotation, biological process: carnitine biosynthetic process. The transcript has 4 exons. Bases 100 to 1386 code for a protein of 428 amino acids. The record is from RefSeq and is a predicted model, not a curated record. Gene Ontology annotation, molecular function: oxidoreductase activity. Gene Ontology annotation, cellular component: mitochondrion.
UAUACUGUACGUAGUGCGGUGUUACUGCUAGAUAAGACACGCACUUUUACAUCUUUAUCAGCUGUUCUUUGUUAGCUGUUGCGUCUAGACGCCCACAUCAUGUAUUCUCUUUUUUCGAAGUUCCGCCAAACGGCCAGGCUUCACUUCUUACGAUUCUCAUCUGUUGCCACCAAUAGUAGUAGUAGUCUAACUCAUAGGUUCUCUUCGCCUUCAUUACGUAUCACGUCUGUACAACUGAAAGAAAAAAAAUUGUCUAUCCAAUGGAACAACAGCAACACUGUUGACUUGCCAUACGUUUUCUUGCGCGACAACUGCCAAGAACCAGAGUCCUUUGACCAAGUGGCCAGACAGAGGCUCUUCAAUCCUGCAUUCACCGUCGAUCUAAACAUUCGGGCAACUGAUGCUCAAGUGAACGAGGACGGCAAACAGCUCACUAUCACUUGGCCAGAUGGACACCACAGUAGAUACAAGUCUACAUGGCUGGGAAGACACUGCAUCGGAAAUACUACCAUGUCUGGACGACUACCUGUGGAAACUGUCCAUUGGGAGGGUGAUUAUUACGACAAGAUGCCUCGAUUUGAUUUUGAGAUGCUAUUGGAAGAUGACAGAUGUUUGCUUGAGUGUUUGCUAAAAGUGGAAUCUCAUGGCUUGGUGUUACUUGAAAAUGUUGGGACUCAGCUAAAUCAAGUGAAAAGGUUUUGCGAUCGUAUUUAUUAUCCGAAACCAUCUAUCUAUGGGAGGGGCGUUAUGACGGUGGAAAAUAAGCCAAACGCAAGUAGCCUUGCCUACUUGAGUGUCGAGUUGUCUUUACACAAUGAGCUUCCACAAUAUGACUAUUCUUGUGGGCUUCACAUUCUUCACUUCAUUCAUCAGUUAUCGGAUUCCGCUGCUGGUGGCAAGACUCGAUUUUGUGAUGGAUUUCGCGUUGCUGAAGUGUUGAGGGAAAAGAAUCGUGCUGCGUUUGAUUUACUUUCACAAUAUCCAGUACAGUUUGUGGAUGUUGGUAGCGAUCUUGUUGGAGAUUACGACAUGGAAGCAUGGCAUAACACCAUUAGAGUGUCUUCAAGCGGUGAGAUCACUGAAGUGAAUUACAACAACCACUGCCGAGGUCCUCGUAUUCCAUCUAUCCUAGUGGACAAAAUCUACGAGUGGUAUGCAGCAUAUUACGAAUUCUCCCAUCUGUUGCACUCGCCCGACUACAUGAUUGAGUUUAGAGUACAACCCGGACAGAUGACGAUGAUCAAUAACCGUCGUGUACUACACGGACGAUCAGCAUUUAAGUUGCAAGACAAUGAGUACCGCUAUGGUGAGGUCUGCUACAUGGAUUGGGACGAGAUUCGUUCUAAAGCUCGAGUACUUAUGAAAAAACUGUCACUCACUUUGUGAUAAAUCUUACCAAUUUGAAUACUGUAAAAUAAUGCAAUUUCCUUUUAAAAAUACACUAUAUGCAAUUCUAUCUAGACUUCAUUAGUUACAUUGACAACACA